CGUCCACGGCUGAUGGCCGUAUGUAGUUCACAGCGUAGUUGUUUGCCAGCCAUCGGUACGAUCGCCGCGUGCUGACGACUACCCAGAUUUAUCUUAAUUUAGACUCUAUAUCAGCUUUUGUCAUGAGUUAUAAUGUGUUUCCGUAGAUUUCUUGUAUUCGUUCGUGUUAUUUCAAUUCUCAAAAUGUAAAGAGUUUUCGUUUUCCUUCGCGUUUCACCCCGGUGGACGAAAAUCUUGCCGUCGGCCUCCGCGGUUUCCAACUUAGACUUAUAAUCGGUUGUUUGGUUGUCACAUAAAAUAGAACUAUGCAACAAUGUGGAUUUUGUUCAAUGCUGUCAGGUUUUUUUAGACGUGCUAUGUGCGUUGGGAGCAGGCGGAGUAGCAGCGAGUCCUACUAUCGCGAGCUCGGGGAUCAAGACACCCUGAAAAUCGACGAUCAAUCGGUGUUCUCCGAUGAAUCCGAAACCAUAGUUCAAGUGGAACAACCUCGACGCCACGCCAUGGAUCCGGGCGAGCUAGAUGACAUGGCGCGGCGGCUGGUGCGCACCGGCCGCUUCCUCACCAUGCACAAGCGGCGCAAGAAGCGGCUCCUCACGCGCUCCCUCUGUCAGGAGACGGGGCUGCUUGACGACCUGCUCCUCGGACAAGUCAAGUGCAUCCUGCAGCAGUCCGUGCAGUGGAAGUUCAACGCUUUCACCUUGGAGACAGUCUCUGGCGGCCGCUGCCUGCCAGUGCUGUGCAUCCACCUGUUCCAAAUGUACGGGCUGAUCACGCACUUCAAGCUGGACGUGACGAAGGCCUGGCGGCUGUUCAGCCUCAUCGAGGAGGGUUACCACAGCACCAACCCGUACCACAACUCGGUGCACGCCGCCGACGUGACGCAGGCCAUGCACUGCUUCCUGCAGCAGCCGCAGAUCCGCGAGCACCUGGAGCCGCUGGAGAUCAUGGCGUCGCUGCUGGCUGCCAUCGCCCACGACAUGGACCACCCGGGCGUCAACCAGCCCUUCCUGAUUGCGACCUCCAACCACUUGGCGGCUCUGUACCAGAACACCUCGGUACUGGAGAACCACCACUGGCGCUCAGCCGUAAGCUGCCUCAUCGAGAGCGGGCUGUUCGAGCGCGAGCUGCGCGUGCGGCUCGAGCGGCAGGUCAGCUCGCUGAUACUCGCCACCGACAUCACGCGCCAGCAGGAGUACUUGAGCCAGUUUAAGACCCACAUUGACACUGGCACCCUCGAUAUGACGCUGAGCGAGCACCGCCACCUCGUGCUGCAGAUCGCUCUCAAAUGCGCUGACAUAUCGAACCCGUGCCGGCCCUGGGAGAUCAGCCGUAAGUGGAGCCUCAAGGUGUGCGAGGAGUUCUUCCGCCAGGGAGAUUAUGAGCGCAGGCUCAACCUGCCAGUCACCGCCCUGUGCGACAGGCACACCACAUCCAUCCCCAAGAUACAGACGGGAUUCUUCAAAUUCGUUGUGACCCCAUUGAUCACAGAAUGGCACAAAUUCCUGCAAAACGACUUGUCAGCACAGAUGCUUGACAAUUUGAAAUACAACCAAGACCAGUGGGAGUCACUUGUCGUCCAGGAGUUGGCCGAAGAGACGCGCACUGAGAUCUCAGAUGCAGAUAUGGUCGACGACGAUCUCGAAACCGGGACAAACAUCUCGGACAGCUCGGAGAUGUUGCUGCCGCUGCGCAGGAGCUCGCUCAACCCACCGAAGCCGAUUAGCCUUCGCGAACAACUGCGCCGGCUCUCCGUGCCAUUGAACGUUUUCCAGGAUUCGCGGUACAAGAACAAGAGCCGCACGGGCUCCGUCGCCGAAGAGCAGUGCCAGGAGCAAGGCAGCGCUAUGGGCAGCGAACACUCGCUGCACUCCCAGCUCAGCGUGCGUGGCCAUUGCGAGCCCAAAGGGGCCGAAGAAAAAGUUCUCAGCACCGAGAAACUCUUGCCCGAUUCGUCGAUUGCCUCCAUCACUACCCCAGUGCAGGCCACGCGCCUGAAGACCGUUCUAAAGGACGGAGGCACCUGGAAACUGGUCCGCCAGCAAACUUUCCCACCGAUGGAGAUGACCGGCCAGGCCCAGGCCCUGCUCUGCCGCCCGCUCUACACGAGCUCGGAGGACACCACGCUCCCUUCUGGCCAGGCGGCUGAAUUCUUCGACAGAAGCAAAAUGCAGAGCCAGAUGUGCUGCGCCUUCAAGUUGCCGGGGAAACCGGAACCGAUCGUUCUGGUCGAUGAGGAGGAGCAUUUUGAGGAAAAAGAGAAUAUAAACACAUCGAACCGCUCUGGCGCCGGUCGCCGCUAUGAAGUGGGCAGCCAGCUCCGCGAGAACCUUUCCACCGUGAGCCUUAGCAUGUUCCCCACCGGGGAGAUGUUGGGACGCAGGAAGUCGAUGCCAGCUGAUGAUACUUGCGGUCCGAAAGAGAAGCGCAUGCGCGAGGUGGCGGCCGCGAUCCCCGAGCUGCUGCGGCAGACGCUGCUGGGCAAGCAGUCGCCCGCGCGCCGCCGCGGCUCGGCGCCGGCGCCGCUCAGCGCGUCCGAGCUGCCCGCGCUGGCGGCGCUGGCCCGCGGUCACCAUGGCAACCAGUCCGCGCGCCGCAAGCCCGCGCCCGUCGCCUGCCACCAGCUGCUCAAGGACCAGCCGCACAUGACCCGCCGGAGCUCGCUACCCGUUGAGGUGAUGACAGGGAUCUCAUCCCGCUGAGUUGAGCCUGAGCUCCUCCGACAACUCCGUGUAAGCGCACAGACGACACACGUAACAUCCUACCAAAAUGACAAUUAGCUAAGUCUCUAGUACAAAUUUUUAUUUUAUGAAUUUAUUUAAACAAAAAAAAACACCUUUUUUUAGGUUGUGUUCUGUUUUGUGAAUAUAUUGAUUUUAUAUAAUUAUUAUUGUGAAGCGCAAAUUUUAGGUCAACUUUGUAUCAGUCACUGCAGCUCAAUUGAAACGAUGACUGAGUAUAAAUAUAUUAUUGCAUUGUCUCUUUUUAAUUUAGCUCCUUAAGAAGUAUUAGAGUCUCAUUUUUAGUAUUUAAAGUCUCUAUAGUCAUAGUUUAAGCGUCGUACAUAUUUUGGACAAUUUCUAGUAGUGUGUAUAUAGUAUGUGUUAGGAAAAUUCAGUAUUAUUAUUCAAUUUUCACUGUAUAUAGUAUAGUACAUAAUAAUAACUAUUGGUGUAAUAGAUGCGUACGAUCCUUGUCUAAUCUGAUUAUAAACUUUCACCUCGUAUAGUCCAUUAUUUAAGUCCAGUUGCUUCUCUAUCGCACUCUUAUUUCAUAUGAAGAAAAGAGACACUCUAUGGAAAUAUUGACUUUUAGUCAAACACAUUGGACAUGAACAUCAAUGUUCGCUCAACAAUACAUCACAAUCGAGGCAUAAUUUUAAUGUAACAGGACUUAAAGAAUAGACUGUAAUCUAAUGAAUUUUUGAAAUUUGUAAACCAUAGUUGAUCUUAAAUAAUGUAACUAUGUGCAAAUAUGACGCAAAACUAUUAAAUUAACAAAAAUUUCAGACGAUCUUGGAGAAUUACUAUGAUAUGGCAUAUUAUUUUUGAAUGACACAUUUAAAUAAAAAUUCACAAAGAAGUGCCAACUAUUUUCGAUAACAGCUUUUCAAAAUUUUGAAUAUUUUAUAUCUAUUACAAUUUAUAUACAUUUCCGUAUUGAGUAGAUUUGGUAGGUCUCGUCUGCAGUCCUGGAGACAUCUCUCACUCGUCUAUGCUGCUUAGAUCCAAUGACAUUAAAAAUCAUCAUAAUUUUACAAUAAAAAACAAAAACAAACAAAAAAAAGUUGAACCGCAAGUUGGCCGGGAACCGCGCUCAUGUGUAAAUAAACACGAAUCAUUAUAAAUCACAAAUUAUAAAAUAGAUGACGCUUAUUGUAGUUUUAAGUACUAAUUAUAAUAUCUCUAGUCUAGUCUAAUUAUACACGUAGUUAUAGAUGUAAGGGAGUGUGAGGACGCAACAGUGGCGCCAACUGGCGGAGGUUUGCGAUGACUUGGUGCACAGUGGCCGUGGGCCAUUGGGAAUAAAUUGAUUUGACUGAAAUUUUACAACGCUAGAUCGUUGGCUUGUACAAAUUAUAACGUGUAGGAGGGGGACCGAGGGUCAUGAGUGUUUUGCUUCGAUCUGAUCGGGAGGGAUAGCAGCGUAGCACGCCAAAAUAUGCGCUAUGAGGUUGGCUUUGGCAGAACUGAACGUGUCGGCAGAUUCCAUGCGAGUCGAGACGGUUGGGCCAACUCGGCCGAGUGUCAGAUGUAUUGUUCUAACGCCAUAACGUUAGAAUUGUGUCCGUUGAACACCUACUGACGAGGACACUUCGAAUGAUAUUAAUUUCAAAUAUAUAUGUAUUUUGAUUUUUUGGAUCGAUUUGUGGAUGGUAUUUUGAUUUAACGAACAAAUUGAAGGGCACAAAUUUUGGAACGGUUUAGUGUAAAUCGUGCUCAAACUAUCGUUUAUGCGAGUUUUUAUAUUUUAUUGUUAGAUGUCGCGGCUCGUAAUUUUAAUUUUUCUUUGAGCUUUAACAUAUUUCUUAUGUUGUACCUUUUUCUUUAACUGUUUGUUUCGGCCGCGACCCAUUUAGUAUGAGCUAAUAGCACAGGCUAAUAGUACCUAUUUCUGUGCUUAGAUUUUAAUGUAUAUUUUAUUAUUUUACUAAAAGUCACAAUCUUGGCUAUCUAUGUUCAAAAUAUCUAUGAUCAUUGAUCGUAUAAUAUUCUAUGUGUACUAUUAGAAUUCUGUGUAUUUUAUCGUUAAAUGUAAUGAAUGUUGUGGACAACAACUAGGUGUUAAAGUUAAUGUUAAACCUCGACAUCGGUAUCGAUAACUAAAUUCAAAUUGCCUUGAAUUUGACGAAUUUUUAGAAGUGAUAGGUAGUGUAAGUAUUAAUGGGGGGGGGGGGGCAGGACGGGAGAGGGGGGCAUCUUUUGUCACAAGUUUGGGGUUUUGUGUUCUUGAAUCUCUACAAUCUUUCAACAUAAUAUGACGUGGACCGUUGUAUUCCUAUUUUUCAGAACAUUAUUUAUUGUUUUAUUUUUAUGUGCUCUUCGUUAAAUUAUUAUGGGUAACGGUUAUAAAUGUAAAUACCUAAGUGUAACUAAAGAGUCGGGCGAGAGCGGCGGGCCGCGGUGUAGUGUGACGACGAAAUUGCUAAGUGAAUUAAGGAUAUUUAGUUAUGGAACCGUUGUCGAUCCCCCGUAGAUCCCAGUUCUGAUGUCGUGGUAGCCACUUAGCCAUAUUUGGCCGUAAUGUACUGUAAUUACGUAACGUAGAUGAUACCCCUUAUCGUAGGACUAAAUAUUUCAUUCGACACCACUUUCGGUGUAUUUUUAAUUGUAAUUCAAUUGUCUGGCGCGUUUGUUUGUCACGCCGCGCUAUGUGGAUGUAGAUUUUAUUUCAAUUUUGCAAUUAAUAUUCAAUGUUGGACAUGUUUUAAGUUUUUACUGAACGCAACAGCAGGUAUUCUUAACGAUUCUUAUUGGAUAUUUUAUUAAGUUUUAUUAUGUUGAAAUAAUGUGGAAAAAAUAUAUGUCCAUGGUAACUAAUUUUAUUUAUAUUGUUCGAUUAUUUUUACGUCUGUUGAAGGUUUUUUUUUGUUAUAUUACUAUCUACCACCUGUUGCGUUAGUAAAAACUUAAUCGCAAUUAAUAGUAAAUAAUUUGAUAUUUGUGU
This is a messenger RNA of Colias croceus (clouded yellow), 5664 nucleotides long. RefSeq names its product cAMP-specific 3',5'-cyclic phosphodiesterase 4A-like. The transcript has 11 exons. Lineage: Eukaryota; Metazoa; Arthropoda; Insecta; Lepidoptera; Pieridae. The record is from RefSeq and is a predicted model, not a curated record. The coding region runs from base 306 to 2699 and encodes 797 amino acids. Gene Ontology annotation, molecular function: 3',5'-cyclic-AMP phosphodiesterase activity.